UCUGUUAUCUGUGGAAGUGACUGAAGUGAGCCAGUUAUCGAAAAUUCUAUGAUUCUAACCUCAAAGCUGACAUUCUCCAAUCUAUGUUCUCCGUUUCCCAUAAGAAAAUGUUUGGUUCUAGUGGUUCGUGAUAUGAGAAUUAAAUUAACUAAAAUCAUUGCUUUUUUGAUAGUGUUUAUAAAUAUAAGUUUAUUCUACUACUCCUUACGCCUUUUCAGUUACUACCAUAAAAUAGCUACUGGAGAAUUAACUUCUACAGUGUACAUCGAAAAUAAACCGGAAUUCGAAUUGAAAUUACUGAGCAGCAAUAAAAUUCCCGAGAAACUCAUAAGCAAAUUAGUUACCGUUGUAAUUCGAGAAUUUGAAACACAUGACAAUGAUGUAUCUUCAACUGUUCGGUCAAUACUCAAAAUUUUCAAGAACAUUCAAAUAUUCAUUCUUUAUGAUAACAUACCUUACCCACCAUUAAAAAUCAUUUCUAAAAGCUCUAACAACAGUAACUUGAAGCAAUGGAAUUUGUCCCCAUCUCUUGAUGCCACUCGGAUAAUUUCAGCCCAUUCUAUACAAAAACUUUUGAAAAAGGCUAAUGAAUUUAAAGGGACAAUAAUAGUUUCACCUGUAUCUGGUAAUAGGGUCUUGGAAUGCUUCAGGUUAAAUGUUAAUACUAGGGAGUGGAGUUUGAAGUACAACAUUAUUAAAAGUUCUUAUUGUGAUGCAGUGAAUGGAAAACAGAUAAUACUUUUGGAAACUGAAUUACUGAAGAAUUUGUCGCAUCCAUUCUUGCUCCCAUUUCCUUCUUCUCUAUAUAUUCAAACAGCAGCUUUAAAUGUAAAGGCAUUUAUACUGAAUACAGGAAUGUUUCAUGAAGGAAAUUCCAAAUUCAGAACACACCAUUCAAAAUGGAAAUUGAAACAGAUAAAUCAAGAACGUUUGAAAUCACUAUAUAAACUACUUAGGAUAAAACUUGUGGUGAAAGAAGGCAAAAGUGAAUAUUAUGGUUGUAAUAGGGAAACGCCUCGAUGUUUUGGAGAAGUCAUAGAUGCCAUGCCUGUUUACCUCUAUGAAAAUAGAUGGACACCCCCUUGCUGCUUGACACAUUUGAAAAAAACAACAAAAUACGUUCUUGGACUACUGGAUCAAUAUGGCAUCAGAUAUUGGUUAGAAAGUGGCAGUCUUCUAGGAGCAGUAAGAAGUGGUGAUAUACUGCCAUGGGAUCAUGACGUGGAUAUAGGAUACAUGAUAGAAGAUAGUGAUCGCUGUAAAUGGCUCCAAAUUGCACAAAACAAAUCUGUUAUAGAUAAUAAGGGCUUCUAUUGGGAAAAAGUGAAGGAAUCUAAUCAAUUUAGAGUUCACUUCAGCAAGAUCAAUAGGAUAUUUGUUAAUCUACUACCUUUCGUUCAUAAAAAUGGAACAAUGUCAAGAGAUUCCUUAUUUGAGUCAAGUAAGAAUAUGGAAUUCCCUGAUAACUUCUUACACCCCAUGUCUAGUAUUGAAUUCAUUGGAAGAAGUGUACCAUGCCCAAACAACGUCAGAAAGUUUCUAGAGAACAAAUUUGGAAAAGGUAGCAUUGAGAAACCAGAGUAUCCUAAUCCUAAGGAGAAAAAGUUUCAGACAAAGUAAAAAAAAUUUGAUAGUGAUGAAUUACUACUCAUAAAAGUACCUAAGCUUAAAUAGUUGGAUUGAUAGAAGAGUGUGGUGAACAGAACUGCCUUAGAAAGUCAAACAUCGAAUGUAAUGAUACUCAUGUAGUAUGUACUUUUGAAGUUAUUUAAUGUUGAUGUUAUUCUUCCAUUUCAAAGUUUGUCAUUUUUAAAUUUUAUAGAUGUUCAGGGUGUUUUCAAAUGUUACUUUUUUUACCAGGAAGUAAAACUCAUCAAAAUAAUCCAAAGGUCACCAAUAAAAAACUAAACCAAUGAAAGAACAAAAAAAAAACUCACAAACAGAGUCUAGAUGCAUGUACUGAACUAAAUCGUGCAUGUCUUUUCAGUACUUGAAAUUUUAUGAAAUCAUAUUGAAAUUGAGGGACUGAUAACUUCCAAAUUGAGUAUUUCACAAGACAAAUUAUUUAUGAAAUGGGUUUUUUUUCGACGCGAUGUACCUAUCAAAAAGGCUUACCUCUGAAAGCGCCCUGUAACUAGAGGAUAUUUGGAAGAAGAGUUUAGAAUUCUAUUGAAACCUUAGCAUAUAUGCAGUUUAUUAUGGAUAUAAAAUAUGUAUAUGAUUGUUGAAAUUGUGCCAAAUUUUAUGUAUUGCUGGAACAAUUAAUGUUUAAUAAAGUCCUUAACCUUAAUUAAAAAUCUUUAAUAUGCACUUCUCCCAGAUCAUUUUUGUGGUGGAUGGGGCUAUAUCGCGCUUUUUUUACGAAAAGAAAAUUGACUCUUUCUCAACCAGAAGAAAUGAAAUUUUUAAAAAAUCCUCAUACCUGACUGCCAAAAAAUAUUGUUGAAAGGGACCUGAAAUUCCAGUAAAUUUCAAAAAAGUCUAAAACAGGUUGGUCAAUUCUAAGAAUUAUAAAUAAGUUUCAUCCAGCAAGAAACAUUGAUCGAUUCUCAAUAGGCAAAUAGUGUUUUAAACUCAUUAGCAAACAGAAGGCUAAGACACAUAAAAAUUAGUACAAAAACUUUGCUAAAGACUAUUGCAAACUUUUAUUAUGAGGAUCAAUAAUUUGAAAUUUAUAAAAUAGAAUAUUCUAGGUUGAAUACGUGUUCUGCUAAGAAAAAUAUGCAAUAAUAUUCAUAUCAAGUAAAAAAAGAAAUGGUUAAAAUUUAGCAUUUCUAGGUUUCAGAGAUCAAGGCCAAAUUAGUGUUACAUAUUUUCGGUACUUUAUUGAACCCCUCCAGAGUUGCUUGAACUAGUUCUUUUCAUACCCUAUUAUCAACGCUGUCAACACAUUCAAAAUAAAUACAACAGGAAUAGAUUAAUGACAUUUUUAUAGCUCAAUGGUAGUAAAAAUAACUAUGUAGCAUAAAUUAGAAUAAAAUAAUGUGCAAAUUCUCCAUAUGAAAAUAAUCUCAAUAUCACAAUUCAUAAAGAUUACUUUUAUACCGAAAGUUGUCAUGUUUUUUCCCUUUACUUGAAGCUAAUUCAUUUUCCCACUUUACAAACUGUCCUUUCUGUAUUUUCAAAGAUG
This is a messenger RNA of Coccinella septempunctata (seven-spotted ladybird), 3130 nucleotides long. Its product is annotated as fukutin-related protein. The record is from RefSeq and is a predicted model, not a curated record. Gene Ontology annotation, cellular component: Golgi apparatus. Bases 49 to 1620 code for a protein of 523 amino acids. Gene Ontology annotation, biological process: protein O-linked glycosylation via mannose. NCBI's taxonomy places the organism in Eukaryota, Metazoa, Arthropoda, Insecta, Coleoptera, Coccinellidae. The transcript is spliced from 4 exons.